Messenger RNA from Rhopilema esculentum, 1051 nucleotides. The record is from RefSeq and is a predicted model, not a curated record. Lineage: Eukaryota; Metazoa; Cnidaria; Scyphozoa; Rhizostomeae; Rhizostomatidae.
GAACGCAGCCUAAGAGGAGAAUGGAAAGACUGGGUGAAAGACAGACACAAUAAACAGACGGAAAAUGUUCAACAAUCAGGCACAGUUUUAAAAAAGCACAAGGUUGCAGGCAAAAGAAUUGAGAAGAAUGAAUCCAGCUGAUUUUUUGGGUACUUAUGUUUGCGUAUUAUUCAUCGAGGAUUUUAAAUACGAUGUGGUGCAUGAGCGACAUAUCGAACGUUCCGCAAAGGCCAAGGCAAAUUCGCCAAAACCCCAGAAGGGAGAACUGGUAAAAGCUUCAGGCUAUUGUGCAAAAAUAUUUCGGAUCGGCACUGAAGAAGAAUGUCUUCAAGAACUAAAAAGGUUGGAAAAGGCUCUUGAUGUCCUUGAAAACAGCGACUUGCAAGAAACAAACAAGGAAGGUGUAAAUGAUGAUGAUGAUGAUGGCAAAGUUCUUGAAGACAGUGAAACUGAGUUUGAGGAUGAUGAUUUAACUAUGCUUCCUGAAGACAAAGAGAUUGAAGCAGAACAAAAAAGAGUGGAAACUCUGUUGAAGAAGAGAAAAUUAGCAUCAAUGGAGAAAAACAAACAUACUUCUUGCAACCAUGAGACAGAAAUCAACAAAUUAAAAAUACAAAUGAGUAACAUGAAUGAAAAAAUAUCAAUUUUAAUGGAUUUAGUAAAACAAAAGCCAGAAGAGGUUGCAGUGAGGACCCCAUUAAGAAAGGAGGAACCAUCUCUAGGGGAAAACUCGCCAAAAAACUGUUCCCCAGUGAUUUUCAAGGGCAUAGAUCUCACAUCUGGGCACUGCCCCUCAAAGCCGAAUCUAUUUGCAACACAGAAGUUGUCAGUUUUGUUCAAAAACGAAGAAAUGGAAACAAUGACACUAGAUCCAUCACCAAAAAGCGGAAAGGGCACUCUAGAUCCUGAAAGAAUAUCCAUUCUCUUUGAUGCUGUAAAUGCAGUUUAUGGAGAAAAGAAAACAGCAAAGUGGAGAGAGAGCAUCAACAAAGCGAUAAAGCAGAAAUGCCUUGACAAGCUAAAAAUUAAGCGUAAAACCUUGUUGAUUUAG